Blastocystis hominis is the source of this 693-nucleotide messenger RNA. RefSeq lists its product as hypothetical. Bases 1 to 693 code for a protein of 230 amino acids. The record is from RefSeq and is a predicted model, not a curated record. Lineage: Eukaryota; Bigyra; Opalinata; Blastocystidae. The transcript has 5 exons.
AUGAACACUCCAUUAACGGAAUCAGGAAACCCUACUGCGAAUCUGAAAUUCUACCGAAGGAUUCUUCCUGGACUUAGACGUCUGCGACACUUGAGAUGCAUUUCUAUACGCAAUAUUUACAAUGAAUCUGUGGAAAAAAGCUGCCAGCUGUAUUUCACGAUCCAUUGCAAUCUUGACAAGAAUGCAGAUUCUGGUAAUGAAACUCUCGUAUAUACAUCUGAAACACUUCAAGAUACUGUGAACCCGGAAUGGAAUGAAUUUGGGAACCCAAUCGAUAUUUUAGAACAAGCAAAGGAGGAAAAAGUGUUCAUCCUUCGUAUCUGGAACAAUGUCGGCAAGGAACCUCAGAAAAUUAUCGAAUCCACGGUGAACGUGCAAGAUUUGGAAUACAUUUGCCCAUUGGAAGCCACCGAUCUGAGAUCAAACAACAUCGACUCUUUCCACAAGGCAGAGGGUGACUUCAUUUUGGCCAACAUGAGCACUACGGUGUUUACGAAUAUUUUCAACGCACUUCCCUUCAAUGCGAUUCUCUUCCAAAUGCAAGACGGUUAUUUCACUACCCACGAAGUCUGCUCGCUCCUCCGCGCCACGGGCACGUUGAAGACCGUGGAGUACCCUCCGAUCCCCACAACGAACCCCGUUUGUAGUCUGAUUCAGCGACUGAACUGCAGGUUGACUUCCAUUUCACGCUGA